CGCUCAACCAGAACACACCAAUUAGCAACCAACCAAGCAGCUCCUGUAAAUCCAGAAAACACAAGGAUUCUCUUGGGAGGAUUCAUUAAUUAUUUAACAUACAUCACAAACCAAUAUGCUGCAGACUCGAAUGCUAUCAAAAGAUGACGAAGCCGCGACAGGCGGCGAGGACACUGAAGUGCGUCGCGAAGACCAAGACAAAAUCAAUCGCUUCAGCAGACUGCAUCAGCGCGAGACUGUUUUGGAAGAGCGAUUGAAAGCGAAGCAAAAAGACAAAGAAGAUCUCGACGAAGUUUCCACGGAGUUGGAAUUAGCAGACGAAGAUGAACUCGUGCCCUACAAAAUCGGCGACUCUUUCGUCAAUCUCCCACUGGAAGAAGCUCAGUCAAUGCUGUCUUCCUCAUCAGAAGAGAUCGACGUAGAAGUCUCACGGCUAGAGGAUGCACUGAGCGAAGUGCGCGAGGAGUUGGCUUCAUUGAAGGCGGCGUUGUAUGCACGGUUUGGGAAGGCUAUUAAUCUCGAUGUAUAAACCGACGGGACUUGCUUAUUUUUUCAUAUUCGGGCUUGAUUCAUGAUAGAAUGACCUGAUAAAACCUGAUGCAUAAUUAAAUCCAGAAUAACGUCUCAAAAGGUUACGGUCUGUGCAGGCUUGUAGGGUAAUUACUUGGGUGCUUUUGAAAGAAAUUGAC
This is a messenger RNA of Talaromyces proteolyticus, 689 nucleotides long. RefSeq names its product putative prefoldin subunit 4. The record is from RefSeq and is a predicted model, not a curated record. The transcript is spliced from 4 exons. Gene Ontology annotation, biological process: protein folding. Gene Ontology annotation, cellular component: cytoplasm; prefoldin complex. Bases 116 to 529 code for a protein of 137 amino acids. Lineage: Eukaryota; Fungi; Ascomycota; Eurotiomycetes; Eurotiales; Trichocomaceae.